AUGGAUACAAUUCCUGCUGAUAACUUCACAGUGGAAUUACAGCAGCUUGAUACUACAUCUCGGGCCGAGAGGGCAAAAUGGCUGCUGAAUUCUCCUGAACCACCGAGUUUAUGGCAUAAAAUCACCACCUUGUUAAGAGACACCGUUUCGCCACUUGGAAACAUACUCUCUUCAUCUGCAGACCGACCGAAAGGAGGCACUGGCACUGUUGUUUGUUUCUUGCAAGGCCUUUUUCCAAUCCUUAAGUGGGGAAGGAAUUACAAAGCUGCACAGUUCAAGAAUGAUUUUAUGGCUGGCUUAACUCUUGCAAGUCUCUGCAUUCCUCAGAGUAUUGGAUAUGCAAAUCUAGCCAAACUUGAUCCUCAAUAUGGCCUAUACACGAGCGUAGUCCCACCUGUGAUAUACGCUUUAAUGGGGAGUUCGAGAGAGAUUGCCAUAGGUCCAGUUGCUGUGGUUUCGUUGCUGCUCUCUGCAAUGAUUCAGAAUAUAAUAGAUCCUUCUCUUGAUCCAACCAAUUACAGAAGACUUGUUUUCACUGUCACCUUCUUUGCGGGUACCUUCCAAGCCAUGUUCGGUAUAUUCAGGUUGGGUUUUCUGGUGGAUUUUCUGUCUCAUGCUGCGAUGGUUGGGUUCAUGGGAGGUGCAGCCAUUGUAAUUGGGCUCCAGCAGUUGAAAAGUUUACUGGGAAUUAAUUAUUUAACGACAAAAACUGACGUCGUCUCUGUGUUGGAUGCUGUGGUCAAAUCGCUUCAUCAUCCAUGGAAUCCUUUGAAUUUUGUCCUUGGAUGUUCAUUCCUCAUCUUCAUCCUAGUCACAAGAUUUAUCGGCAGAAGGAAAAGAAAACUUUUCUGGUUACAAGCCACGGCUCCUCUUUUCUCAGUAAUAUUAUCCACUUUAAUCGUUUACUUGACGAAAGCAGAUAAGCACGGCAUCAAAAUAGUAGAACACUUGAAAGGAGGCCUCAAUCCAAGUUCAGUUCAUCAAUUGCAGUUUGGAUCUCCACAUGUUGGAGAAGCUGCAAAAAUUGGAUUAAUCUGUGCCAUUAUUGCUCUCACCGAAGCCAUUGCAGUUGGACGAUCUUUUGCAUCACUUAAAGGCUACCAAUUGGAUGGUAACAAGGAAAUGGUUGCCAUGGGCUUCAUGAACAUUGUGGGAUCUUUAACAUCAUGCUAUGCUGCAACUGGUUCCUUCUCGCGUACUGCUGUGAAUUUCAGCGCGGGUUGCGAAACAGUGGUAUCAAAUAUAGUUAUGGCAAUUACAGUGCUUAUAUCCCUACUAUUUUUGACAAAGCUAUUGUACUACACUCCAAUUGCUAUCCUGGCUUCAAUAAUCUUGUCUGCUCUUCCUGGACUUAUUGACUUGAAAGAAGCUUAUAAUAUAUGGAAGUUGGACAAGCUGGAUUUUCUUGUCUGCAUUGGUGCCUUCUUUGGUGUCUUGUUCGGCUCGGUUGAGAUCGGUCUUCUUGUUGCGGUUAUCAUCUCAUUUGCUAAGAUAAUUCUGAAUUCUAUCCGACCUAGUACAGAAGAACAAGGGAGACUUCCAGCAACAAAUAUCUUUUGCGACAUCACCCAAUUUCCGAUGGCCACUAAAACAUCCGGCAUGUUAAUAAUUCGUGUUGAUUCGGGAACACUUUGUUUUGCAAAUGCUAAUUUUAUCAAAGAAAGGAUCUUGAGAAGAGUAGUAGAUGAGAAUGAAGAAAAUACAAAAGAGCGAGUUGGUGUGUUGGUCCUAGACUUGUCCAAUGUAAUGAAUAUUGACACUUCCGGGAUUCUAGCUCUAGAAGAACUGCAAAAGAAACUGACUUCACAAGCCAUCGAAUUAGCAGUGGCCAAUCCAAGGUGGUCCGUCAUUAACAAAUUAAAGUCGGCCAAAUUUAUCGAUAAAAUUGGAGCAGGUCGGGUCUUCCUCACCGUAGAUGACGCUGUGGAUGCUUUCCGUCACCUCAGAAUGACUGCUCUCAGCAGCUGCUGA
Messenger RNA from Fraxinus pennsylvanica, 1971 nucleotides. NCBI's taxonomy places the organism in Eukaryota, Viridiplantae, Streptophyta, Magnoliopsida, Lamiales, Oleaceae. The record is from the annotation of a GenBank genome assembly.